Colletotrichum fioriniae is the source of this 354-nucleotide messenger RNA. Lineage: Eukaryota; Fungi; Ascomycota; Sordariomycetes; Glomerellales; Glomerellaceae. The record is from RefSeq and is a predicted model, not a curated record.
AUGCACAAGUCUAAGUCGACCUACUUCACGGACCUCGACAUGUCACGCGGCAACAUUAGCCUAGUGCUCUUUCGGGAACCCAUCAACCCGUUCUCGGGACCCAAACAAUUCAUCAUGAUCCUCGGCGGCGCGCAGUGCGUCUGGCGCAAGGAGAUUGCGCGCUACGAAAAGUACGAACUGUGGACGAGGGUGUUGUCAUGGGAUGAGAAGUGGAUAUAUCUCGUGACGCACUUUGUCAAAGCAGAUAUACGUUUUCAAGAAUGGCAGGAGGACAGUGCCUCCGGAGCAGGUCUUGUCUACGUGUGGCUUGCUGCCGGACGACAAAGCCGGUUCGGCCGAAGUGGAACGGCUUAG